CUCAAUUCUCACUUCAGUUAACAAAUGUAUCCCCGGUUCAGGGUUUAGGGUUUAUGGUCGAGCAACUCAUUUGGGAGCGAACCCAAAUCAAGCUGAAGGCAAGUCGAUUGAAUGCGGUGGCCGAUCCCGACUGCGAUUUCGUCGACGGCUAAGGCGCUUCUUCACCGAUACUUCCCGAAGAACGGUAUCAUCGCUCCUUCGUUUCGGCUCUGCAAGUUUCGAGCUUUCUCUAGCGCUGUUGACUACCGAGAGAUACUGAGAACUGGGCUUCGCGGUAUCAAGCACGAUGAAGCUGUGGACUUGUUCGGUUACAUGGCUGAGUCUCGUCCCCUGCCUAACAUCAUCGAGUUCAACAAAGUACUGACUGCUAUCGCCAAGAUGAAGAGUUACGAAACUGUGAUCAGACUCUGGAGUAUUGUGGAGGAUGAUGAGGGUAUAGAGAUCUCGCCUGAUAUCUACACCUGCAACAUCUUAGUGAAGUGUUUUAUCCGCUGUUGUCAUCCUUGUCUUGCUAUGUCUUUUCUUGGGAAGAUGUUGAAGCUUGGUGUUGAGCCGGAUGUGGUUACGGGCAGCUUGUUGGUUAAUGGGUUUUGCCAGAUCAAUAGAUUUGAUGAGGCUUUCUAUGUGGCUGAGCAGAUGAAGAAGAUGGGUGUUACCCUUAAUGUUGUAGUCUACACCAUACUCAUUGAUGGUCUCUGUAGGAAUAGGUUUUUGAAUGAAGCGAUUAAUGUUUUUGGCCUUAUGGAGAACGAAGGAGUUACUCCGAAUGUGUUUACCUACACCUCUCUCAUUAGUGGUCUUUGUAACGCUUGUAAGUUGAGUGAAGCCUCUCACGUACUUCGGCAGAUGAUCUCCAGGAAAAUCGACCCGAAUGUAGUCACUUUCACUACACUUAUCAAUGCGUAUGUGAAAGCUGGGAAGUUUUCGGAAUUUUGGGAGCUGUACCAGGAGAUGAUCAAGAUGUCUAUAGAUCCUAAUGUUGUCACUUACACUUCAGUGAUCAAUGGGUUGUGCAUGCACAAUCAUGUAGAUAGGGCCAAGAAAGCUUUUGAAGAUAUGCUAAGGAAUGGGUGCGCCCCAAAUGUAUUGACUUACUCUACUCUUGCAUAUGGACUUUUCAAGUCCAACAGGUUCAACGAAGGGAUUGAACUUUUAAAGGAGAUGUCUGACAGUGGAGUUGCUGAAAACACAGUCUCUCGCAACACCCUUAUCCAAGGGUGUAUUCAAGCAGGCAAAAUCAGUUCUGCGCAAGAACUUUUUGAAAGGAUGCCUUCUGAUGGUCUGCCUCCCAAUAUUAGGAGCUACAACAUUGUGUUAGCUGGUCUAUUUGUUUAUGGAAAGGUAAAGAAAGCAUUGAGUACAUAUGAACUUAUGCAAAAGACUAGAAAUGAUCUUGAUAUUGUUACAUAUACUAUCAUGAUUCAUUGGAUGUGCAAGGAUGGUAAGGCGGAUGAAGCAUUUAAGUUGUUCUUCAGCCUAAGCAGUAAAGGAGUGGAGCCUGAUGAUAAAGCGUACACGGCAAUGAUCUCAGGGUUGAAGAAGAACGGCAUGCUGGCUAGAGCGCAUGCAUUGACCAGGGCUUACCAGAAAUACAAGCGGAACAGAGGAAGUAUAUAGGGGAUUUCUAAUGGGACACAUUUACGCACUCCAAGCUCCUUAAGAUAUCUCUGUCCAAGCUCCAUUCAAUGGUAUGCCUGCGCCUGGAAAGAGCAACACGUAUCUGUUACAGAAGCAAGUGUAUCAAUGAAGAGGCCAGAGAUUUGAAAAGGCAAGUUGGAGAAUGAGCUGAACAGAAUCCAGCAGGUUUUUCAAAUCCAUACAACAUUGGUCUUUGAAAACAUAAAGAAUCCUGAAGCAUUCGGUUUCCAAAGUGCAAAGGGAUACUAGGAGUUGAGUUACUUGGCUGAUAGAAUCGAAGCAUUUCACAAACUGACUGUUUUACAUCAAAACAUUUCAUAGGGAUACUAGGAGUUGAGCUACUUGGCUGAUAAAAUCAAGUCAUGCCACAAACUGACUGUUUUACAUCAUACAUUCUUUCUUCUACUAACUAACUUUCAUUAUGUGUUGUUCUUACAAAUUUGUAGCUUGUACCAAUGAUCAGUCAGGUUGCUUGGUCUAAUUUUAACCAAGCUUCCAAAAUGUUGUAAAAGAACCAUUUUUAUCACUAAAUGUUUGUGAAAGUACUUAAGAUGAUAUUUAGAUGUUAUAAAAGACGUUAGAUCACUACCCGGCAGAGAGCAACCGUUUACAAAAUAAUACAGACACGGAAUUUAAUCCAGAAAACAGAAACGCUGAGAGACCACUUGUAUUU
Messenger RNA from Brassica oleracea var. oleracea, 2311 nucleotides. Its product is annotated as pentatricopeptide repeat-containing protein At4g26800. Lineage: Eukaryota; Viridiplantae; Streptophyta; Magnoliopsida; Brassicales; Brassicaceae. The transcript has 2 exons. The record is from RefSeq and is a predicted model, not a curated record. The coding region runs from base 112 to 1617 and encodes 501 amino acids. Gene Ontology annotation, molecular function: protein binding.